Lytechinus pictus (painted urchin) is the source of this 6962-nucleotide messenger RNA. RefSeq names its product L-threonine 3-dehydrogenase, mitochondrial-like. NCBI's taxonomy places the organism in Eukaryota, Metazoa, Echinodermata, Echinoidea, Temnopleuroida, Toxopneustidae. Gene Ontology annotation, molecular function: L-threonine 3-dehydrogenase activity. Bases 179 to 1315 code for a protein of 378 amino acids. Gene Ontology annotation, biological process: L-threonine catabolic process. The transcript has 8 exons. The record is from RefSeq and is a predicted model, not a curated record.
GAUCUAUCAUGAUUAACUACGCAACAAUCCAUGUGUGUGGUGUUUUUCCAUUCACUUGAUUUGCCGGAAAAAUUGUUGGUGUUGAGCUUUUCAGGAAAGAAGGGCACGUAUCUGUUCAAGGAAGUUGGAUUUAUGUUGUAUAAGAGAUACUCAUUUUCGAUAUCAAUCUGCAGACAGGAUGACAUCAACGAUGUGGAGGUCGGCACUGCGAACGUUUACCAAAAAGAUUAUCCACACCAACAGUGUGAGGGCACCCCAGAUCCGGUUCCUUUCAGGGUCUUCUGCUUUUUGUCAGUCCUACAUGUACUCCCCGAUCGGUAGUCUAGACCAACCUAGAAUUCUUAUUACAGGGGGUCUUGGUCAGCUCGGUCAGGGGUUAGCGAAGGUGCUGAGAAAGAGAUACGGUCGAGACAAUGUUAUUCUGACGGACAUCGUUAAACCUCCCAGGCACAUUGUGGAUGCAGGUCCAUAUGCUUUUGUUGAUGUACUGGAUUUUAGGAAUCUCCAAGAGAUAAUCGUCAAUGAGAGCAUCGACUGGAUGGUUCAUUUUAGUGCAGUCCUAAGUGCUGUUGGUGAACAGAAUGUUCCAUUAGCCAUCAAAGUCAACAUCCAAGGCCUUCACAACGUGAUGGAGCUUGCCAAGAUGUAUGAACUCCGCAUCUUCUGUCCCAGCACCAUCGGUGCCUUCGGGCCGGAGUCGCCCCGUGAGUUGACCCCUGACCUGACCAUUCAGAGGCCCAGGACAAUCUACGGGGUGGCAAAGGUCCAUGCAGAACUCUUAGGAGAGUAUUACCAUCAUAAGUUUGGUGUAGACUUCAGAUCUCUGAGGUUACCAGGGGUCAUCUCUGGGGACACCGCCCCAGGAGGGGGUACGACAGAUUAUGCUGUGUCCAUAUUUGACCAUGCUCUUCAGUCCGGCCACUUUGACUGUUACCUGCGUUCAGACACCGUGCUCCCCAUGAUUUACAUCAAGGAUUGUCUCCGAGCCAUCGUUGAGAUGCUGGAAGCUCCGGAGGAGUUGCUAAGGUUACGGACCUACAACAUCAAUGCCAUCAGCUUCAAUCCGGAGGAGAUAGCGGAAGCCAUCAGGAAAUACAUCCCAGAGUUCACAGUGGACUAUAGACCAGAUGACAGACAGAGUAUUGCGGACUCAUGGCCCAAACGCCUUGACGACACCCAGGCAAGGCAGGAUUGGAACUGGACCCACAGAUACGACAUGGAUGCCUUAAUCCAGGUCAUGUUAGAGGUCGUCAGCAAGCGUCUUGGGAUCUCGACAUCGACGACCACCACAACGAAAGCUACUGGAGUGCAGUGAUUUAAAUUGAAAUAUUUAUUCACUUCUUUGGUGAGAAGUCUUCUGCAUAAAGUAUUUUAAAAAGUUUUGCAGAUAUAUAAUGACUUUUCAUCGUUUAAUACAAAGCAACUGGGACUUGCCACUAAUGUAAUGACUAUGAUGACUGCCGCAGUGGAAAUCAAGUACAUGUAUGUGCAGAAGAUCGAGGAGUUCGUCAUAUGUGAAUAAUAUGAAGAAGUAUAUUUUUACAUGGUAGAAAUCAAAGGAGAAAUGAAAGUUGUGCACUUAUUGCUCUUUCUUUUUAUACACUUCUGUACAGAAUAUUGUAAUAUAAUAUUUAACAGGGUGAAUAGGUGUAAUCAGAAUUAUAGUUCAUCUACCGUCAGUGGUGUCAAGACCAGGUGGAUGUUUUAGAAAGCUGUUUGUAAGUUAAGAGCGGCUUUAAGAAUGACUGGUGAACCUAUCUUACGCGCUAAAUAAUCAGCAAUGAACAUUUAAUGGUGAAUAUGAUUUACCACAAGAAAGGAUCACCAGUCGUUCUUAAAGUCACUCUUAAUCUUAUGAACAGCUUUAUGAAACGGCCCCCAGUCCUUGGAGAGUUUCAGCAGACAGAUUGUUUUAGACAAAACAAAUACAAUAAAUUAAACUUAUAUUUUGUAGCUAUAAUAUGAUUGUGAGUGAAUUCAAUUUAUCAUGAUAGUUCAAUAUCUAAGGGAUUGAAGGAGGAUCUUAAGGCCUCUGAAAUUUUGUGUGAUUAUCGACAAUUAACAGUCUAGUUCAAUUAUUUAAACAAAUUAUUGAAAAUUGACUCAUCAAUCUUGGCCUCUUCGGACAGUUGGUGAUGACAUGAUUACUAAAGAGAUGCCACGACCGCACUAUGGUCUAGAUUUUGGUAGCUGUAAGAAAUGAUUUCAAUGGAAAGUCUUUGAAAUCAAUGCUGUAUAUAUUGUCAUAGAUAGAUCUAGUAAGUUAUAAUAUAGUUUACGUAGAGCAAUGUAUUGAAAUAUGUAAUCUAGGCUGAAAACGGAGAAUGCUGAAAAUUGUCAGUUGGUGGUCAAGUGUACAAUUAUUUAUUAAAAAAUACAGUGUCUGUAGAUAUGUCAUGCUUACAGGUAUUUCUAUUCAUUUCAUGGAAUCAUUUGGCACAGAAUUUUAGGAAUACCUGGAUAGCAAUAUUGAAAAAUUCUGUUCCAACUCCUUUUGAGUUUAAAAUGCACCUGAUUGUUUUUGUUGAUACAGUAUUCAACAUUUAUAAUUGAUACCACCAAUUUGUUUUGUUUGAAUUGUAGACAUGUUUUACAGGUACACCUUGUUUCUUGUUUGCAUAGUUUGUUUUCAUAGGUUUGCAUCUGUGGGGAAAGUAUUCAUAUCUUCUAUUUAUGCAGGAUUUUUUUUUUGUUUUGUUCUAGUGUGUGCAAUCUGCAAUAUGUCAGCAACAGUGGUCUUUUCAUUUUUAUUUCGACGUUAUGACUUAAUUUCUAGCUCACAAAGUUUGAUAUAGCUGGGAGAUAAUUGGGCUCAAUAAUUACGAGGUUUAUACAAUCUCCGAUUAAUCUCCUGUUAUUAAACAUAAUUAUGCGCUUGUGUAUACAUUUCCAAGGAUUAUUUGUAGUUUUGUGAAGAAUGAUUACCGGAAUGAUUUGAUUCAUCUGUCAUUUAAUUGGUUAAUCAAAAUGAGAAUCUUUAUCCCAUCUUAAACUAUAUUUAUCUUAAAAUGGGGCUAAAUAAAUCUCAUGCUUGACAUUGUUGCACUUGUACUCAUCAAGAGCAGGCACAAGAUUGAACAGAAGAUAAAAUAUAACAAAAAAUAAAGAUGGAAGCUGAAUGGAAGAUUGCAUUUGUUCUUGAUAAUUCCAAGUUGAAAAAUGUCAAGCAUGUAUGUAAUCAGCUCCAUUUUUAGAUUCUGCGAUACCAACUCUUUAUCCACAUUCAUAUUUAUGUGCUCUAAAUUAUUCAGCAUUAGCAUACCUUUAAAAUGCAUCAGAUUUUCACCAUCUCAUCUUAUUUAUAUCUUUUUAAGAUUUAACUUAUUCUUAACUUAUUCAGACACAGGGUAUUCAAUAAUUGAAAGAAAAAUACACAAGAGUCUUUUACCUAGCAGUUGAUGCAAAUAGCUUUGUUAAUCAUUUUCAUCUUUCCAGUACUUUGUAGUAGUAUGGUGUAUAUUUAUAAUCAUCUACGAGUGCUUGUAUGUAGUUGAAAUUGAUUAUUUAUUCUUCAUCCAUUAAUUCACCAGACUACUGACACCGUUUCAUUUAACUUGUUAUCAAUAACAUGCCACAAACUUCUGUUAUAUGCUACUGAAAUCAUGACUUUUGAUUGGCUAAGAUAAUAUUUGUCAAAGAAUUCAUGUUCUUUUAUGAAAGCAACCUUCAUGGAACUGUCUCCUUUCCGUGCACAUCUCAGAGUGUACAUGUAUUUUUAAGCUUUGUCAGAAAGAAGAUGAAAAGGAAUUUGAAAUUAUGCACAUAUAGGGAGGUAUUUCAAGAAGCUUGCAAGUUAAGCUUAGGAUUUGAAAUUAAUUAAAUGUCAAGGAGGCUGUUUCACAAAAAAGUUUGUGACUAAAGUCAUGUUUCAAGUGCCAAUGUGCACAUGAUAUUCAUUAGUUUAUUGAUAUAUGCACUGUAAUGUGCAUCUACUGAGUACGAUCUGAUCAAUACAGUGAUGUUUAAUAUAUGGGAAUGUAGAUGCAAUUAAUAUUCACAUUUAAUUUUUUGUGACACCCACCCCUGUAAUUAGUCACGCGUCAACAUCUUGCAACAGAAAGCAGGGAUGAUUUACUUUGUAGUGAAAGUUGAAUAAUGUAACUUGUUACUUUAGAGUUGAUGUGGUAAUCAAUUGGGAAAAAAAAGAAAAUAUGCAAAGGCCCCUUCUGAGGUAAUUUGUGAAUACACUGUGUUACUAAAAUAUAUCUUAUUAUUCUCAUUGCUGUUUUUUAUGAAUGUGUAUUGUUAUUCCGCAGCUUACAAACUCCUUAACGUUCAGCUGAGACCAUGUGUUCUUUUGAGAGUAGUAUUGAAUAUGUCUUUUUGUAUUAUAGUUAUUAUUUUGUAUCAUUGUUUUUCUUACAUGAUGUCCGUAUACAUGGAAGUAUAUGAAUGUGUUCAUGAUAAAGCUUAUUCAUGUUUCUCAUUAUAUUCGUGCAAACAAAAUGCUAAAUCACACCGAAUUAUUCAAUAAAAACAUUUUUCAUUCUAGGAAUGGUCUUUAAAAAAACAGUGCAUAAUCAGUGGCGUACGUGGGAAACAAGGGGGCAUAUGUGCAGGGCCUCACGUAGCGGUUUGGGGAGGGCACCCCCCAACAAAAAAAUAAAUACAAAUAAAUAAAUGAAAAAAGUAAUAAUGAUAACAAUGGAAAUAGAGGCAACAAAGAUAUAAAACGAGAAGAGGGGAAAAUAUAAAGUUAUGAUGAACUCCAAAACAAGCCAUAUGCAUCAAGUUUUGAAGGAGUCUAAUUUCAGGGGCACAACUUUAGAGCGCUUAUCCAUAGCACUCUAGAUACGCCACUUUAGAAAACUUUAUUUGACAGACUCCACACAUAUUCUAGAAAGGCUGAUGUUGCUUUUAUUUUGUUGAAUAAUUAAAUAUUAUAUUUUGUAUUCAUUUCAUAUAUUAAUGUGAUUUUAGUUUUUGUAAUAAUUGCAGUUGAGAGAAUAGCAGCAUUAUUUGAUUUUCAGAACGGUCAUGGUGCCAGUUUCAUAAAACUUGAUUGUAAUAACAGUUUAAAGCUACUGAAAUUAGUCAAUUUGAUUGGCUGAUAGUACAAAGUCUUUGUGAAACAGGACCCUGGUUUGUGUUCUGUAGAUACUUUACAUUUAAUUUUGAAUAUUGAGUGUGCGGUUUACAUCUUUUGAUAAAUAUGCCUGUAAGUGUGAAAAUGAUUUUAUUAUGUACAUAUGCCCUGACAUAUUAUGUACAUGUAUGUGACAUAAGUGUUUGUCUACUAUUUUUUUUAAAAUCUAUGUGAGGAAAAUGGAUGCUUAUGAUAUCAACAAGUACUUAGUUAAUUAAAAUUCUCACAAUACUGGGACUUUGUUCAAGCCUUUUGUGUUGCAAAAUAGAGUUAUUCAUCAGCAUUUUUGAUCAGCAAUUUUGAUCAUCAGUUUUCAAUUGUUUUGUGUGUGCUUUAAGUUUUACAUACCGGUAUUAACCUAUUUAUUGCCUGAGCACUUUUAUAGUAUCAUGUCACUUAUAUACUGUUUGAAGAAAUAAAAAUGGAAUUUAGUCGCUUAUAUCCUGUCUGAAGAAAUAAAAAUGGAAUUAUAUUUAUUUAAAUGCAAGAUACUUGAUAGGGAUGAUGAUGAUAACAACAAUGAUAAUAAUAGUAACAAGUCAACAUUAUAUGGAACCUUCCCAAUUUUUUUGUCUGCUCCUGUACCCCUCCAAAAGUUAAUUUAUACAUCGAGCAUAUCUGGGCUUCAUAGAUUUCUGCCACCGAUUCAUGACAAUAAGUGUUUUUUUUUGUCUUGCUCAAACAGCAUCACAACAGGUUGGAGUAAUAUGGUAUCACAUAUUAUAUGGAAAAAAAGAACAUUUUUAAAUUGAAAUUUCAAUUUAAAAUUUUAAUAUACAGAUGUACAGCCUUUUUGUUGGUUUAAUCAGAAUAUCGUUUAUUUUGACAUGAGACUGUUUGUAUUAUUUGAAUUUAUUCGUCUAUUUACAGCAUUGUACAUAAUCCAUGCAUGCCGUGUGAGGAGAUAUUUGAUUGCAAGUUUAUUUUGACAAUUCUUUAUUUUUGUAAUAUAGAUAUUUUAUGAUAGUUGGAGAAGGGGAAAGGGGUGGGGGAGGCUUGCUUUCGCUGGAGCCAUAUGCAUUUGUUUUAUAUGUAGGUCUACAGAUCUACAUGUGCCAAGUGUACCUUUGCACAAGUUUAUACAGCAGACUAUGGUUGUUUUGGUGUUUUUUUUUACCCAACACAACACGUGUUGCAUACCUUCCAACUUUUUUCAAAUGAAAAAUCUUACUGAAACAAAGUAAAAAUCUUCUUUUGGGGCAAUUGCUCACAAGAGGAAUACAUAUAGUACUUAAGAAAAUCUUACCUCUGCUUUUAUUUUACUGUUUUGAAUUGAAAAAAAAAUCUUAUUAAAUCUGAUAAUUCUUUCAGAUUGGCAAGUAUGUUAUGGUAGAAAUUGAAAGAAAAAAAAACCUUUAUAAAUCUGUGAUGAUUAUCUGAUGAUUUUUUGUAAAACCUUCAUCUGUAUGUUUUUGUCAUUUCCUUGUUUAUGUUAAAAUCAAAAUGUGUGGCUGAACUUUACCCUAGAUGACAUACAGAAUAUAUCCAUAUUGGGACUGAAUAAAUUAUUCAUUGUAUUAUUUGCUCCUGUGAAAUACUGGAUUCAACUUGUAUACCAACAAAUCCAUUUUGGUUCUAAUGUGAGCAUGAAUUUUUCACAACUCAUUUAGAAAUACACAUAUUUGCAGAAUCAGGGCAUCUUGUUAAAGCUUUUAUACUUUAUGUUCAUGCAUACCACUGUUUUAUAGCUCUAAUUAUGUAGUGGACUUUACCCCAUUUUCUUUCAAUCUUGAAAUGUUAAGAUUUUCUUCAACAGCAAGAUGUGGAUAAAAUAUGAUUAUUAACUAUGCAGGGUUUUAGAUAAUGGGCGCUGGUUUGUUUUAAUUGUUAUAUACUAUAUAGAUGAAAAUUGCAUUAAAUGGGAGAAAAUGGUCAA